This is a messenger RNA of Camellia sinensis, 1586 nucleotides long. Its product is annotated as protein disulfide isomerase pTAC5, chloroplastic. The record is from RefSeq and is a predicted model, not a curated record. Gene Ontology annotation, cellular component: chloroplast. Gene Ontology annotation, molecular function: protein disulfide isomerase activity. Gene Ontology annotation, biological process: chloroplast organization. Lineage: Eukaryota; Viridiplantae; Streptophyta; Magnoliopsida; Ericales; Theaceae.
CAACUGGGAAACACAAAAAAUACCAGAUAAAAAAUCUUCAGUCUCACACCUGCAGCUUCUCUCUGUGCAUCUAUGUCUUCCUCCUCUCUACCUCUCAGUUUCAACCACCCUCUCUUCCCCAGACCUCAACCUCCUCCUCCAGACCUCAAUCUCUCUCCAUUCCCAAUCUCCAAACCCUUCCCACAUUCUCUCUCUAGGUCUCUCAUUUGCUUCUCUCUCCCCCCCUCCAACAACUCCAAUUACGAGCGAGAAGAGGCCCGGUGGCUCCGCGAGGAGCAGCGGUGGUUGCGGGAGGAGCAGCGGUGGCUCCGCCAGGAGUCUCUGUGGCACGCUGAGCGGGAAUCCCUAAUUCGUGAAAUCUCUGCCCUAAAGCUCCGAAUUCAGGAAUUGGAGAGCCACCAGAGCGAAUUCGAAGGGGUUUCGGUGUUGGAGGCGGUGAAAAAGGUUGUCGCGCUGUUGCAGGGAGUGAAUGAGGGGGAGAUGGGGAAGAAUGUGAAUUGGAUUGCGGAGAGCGGGUCGAAUGCGGUGCCCAUGGUGUUGGAUGUGGUGAAGGAAGUUAAGGAGGUUAAGACGACGACGUUGAGGAAGGGAUCAGAAGGCGAAGAUGUUCGAGCUAUUCAGGAAGCAUUGCACAAAUUAGGUUUUUAUUCUGGUGAAGAAGAUAUGGAAUAUUCCAGUUUCUCAAGUGGGACGGAGCGUGCUGUAAAAACUUGGCAAGCCACAUUAGGUGCCCCUGAAGAUGGAAUUAUGACUGCUGAACUCCAAGAGAGGUUAUAUAUCGAACAACAAAUUGGGGGUUCUGGCUUGGCGGUGAAUGCAGAUCCAAAAGGGAAUGACAGGACUGGUCUUCCAAAGGAGGUUACAAAUGGAGCUGUAGUUGCUUCUAUAACAGAGAUUUCAGAAAUUCAGGGUACAGUUGUGGAAGAAGCUGUUACAGAAAUUGAGGUGUCUCAUGAGCGAGUCUUUCUUCUUGGGGAGAACCGAUGGGAAGACCCUUCUAGGCUUACUGGCAGGAACAAACAAGUUGGUGCAGACAAAAGUAAGGAUUCCACAACAAGGUGCCUUUCUUGUCAAGGGGUGGGUCGUGUAUUAUGUGCAGAAUGUGACGGAACAGGUGAACCAAACAUUGAACCACAGUUUUUGGAAUGGAUAGACGAUGGAGCAAAGUGCCCCUACUGUAACGGCCUUCGAUUUACAAUCUGCGAUGUAUGUGAAGGAAAAGCAGUGGUUUAGGUACAUGUACAUAUUCAUAUAUGUAGUCACAGUCAUUUCUAUUUAUUUGUUACUGUAUGUAAUCACACAAUAGUAUUACACAGUACAUAUAGAAAUUUGCCAAUUGGGAUAGAAAAUAUUAGAGUAAUCACAGAGAUUUUAGUUUGGGAGUUUUACGGAAGAAACAUGGUUAUUCAAGCUGUUAUAACAGAGACCAGAUCCCCUGUCCCCAUUUCUUGUGCCCGUUAUCACUUAUGUACCACACGAUUAGAUCUAGAGACAAUUGUGUGAUCACGACUCUGUAAUUCAGUAUUUUUUUUUAGACUUUGUUUGGAGCUUCAUUGGCAUGGGAAGAGGAAGAGCAUGGAAACUGA